Sebastes umbrosus (honeycomb rockfish) is the source of this 1614-nucleotide messenger RNA. RefSeq names its product spore wall protein 2-like. The record is from RefSeq and is a predicted model, not a curated record. Bases 274 to 1491 code for a protein of 405 amino acids. Lineage: Eukaryota; Metazoa; Chordata; Actinopteri; Perciformes; Sebastidae. The transcript has 5 exons.
CAGGCUGUUGGGAUGGUGGCGACAUGACCUGAAAACUUGCUUCCAGAUGGAUAACGGAUCAAACUAACAAAUGUCAGAGGACAACACCUCUAUCUGUUUACCUGCCUCGUACGGUGGCGUGAUGGAACAAGAAUGCAGCUGUGACAGACAGUGCUUAUUAAUCAUAGUGCAUCGUCUCUCCACUCACUGACGGGAUAGUUGUUGACUGCGGUUCAUCUCAUUGCUGUCGCAUUAAGAAAUCAUCUGCCUCAAAGACAACAACGUCGGCAGAAAAUGUUCGGAAAUUGCGAUGAUGAAACAGGCACACACCCAUCCGGCUUCAACAUAGACCCCAUGCCAGGGGACCAGGGGUCUCAUGGGGGUCAAUGGAAAGAUGAUCUUCAUGGUGGAGACCACCCUGGAGAUGAUCUUCCUGAUAGAGACCGUCAUGGGGGUCAAUGGAAAGAUGAUCUUCAUGGUGGAGACUACCUUGGAGAUGAUCUUCCUGAUAGAGACCGUCAUGGGGGUCAAUGGAAAGAUGAUCUUGAUCUCGGAGACUACCUUGGAGAUGAUCUUCCUGAUGGAGACCGUCAUGGGGGUCAUCGUGAAGAUGAUUUUCAUGGUGGAGACCACCCUGGAGAUGAUCUUCCUGAUAGGGACCGUCAUGGGGGUCGCAACAUGGACCCUGAUAGAGGUGGUCGCAACCAGAGGAGAUACAGCCCCGGCCGCGACCGCCCUGGAGAUGACUACCAUGGCGAGGAUCGCGACGGCAACCAGAGGAGACACAGCCCCGGCCGCGACCGCCCUGGAGAUGACUACCAUGGCGAGGAUCGCGACGGCAACCAGAGGAGACACAGCCCCGGCCGCGACCGCCCUGGAGAUGACUACCAUGGCGAGGAUCGCGACGGCAACCAGAGGAGACACAGCCCCGGCCGCGACCGCCCUGGAGAUGACUACCAUGGCGAGGAUCGCGACGGCAACCAGAGGAGACACAGCCCCGGCCGCGACCGCCCUGGAGAUGACUACCAUGGCGAGGAUCGCGACGGCAACCAGAGGAGACACAGCCCCGGCCGUGACCGCCCUCGAGAUGACCACCAUGGCGAGGAUUGCGACGGCAACCAGAGGAGACACAGCCCCGGCCGUGACCGCCCUCGAGAUGACCACCAUGGCGAGGAUCGUGACGGCAACCAAAGGAGAAACAGCCCCGGCCGCGAUCAGGAUCGGCACAGACGCAGCCCCAAACGCCAUGGAGAACGUGGAAAUAGCCCUCAUCGUCGUGACCACAGUGGUGGGAGUGAGAGUGGGAGUGGCAGCGGGAGCGGGAGCGGCAGCGGGAGCGGCAGCAGCUGCGAUGACGGGAAUGGUGGUCGUCGUAAAAAACGUCACGGGCACGGGCAUGGCAAGCAUGGCAGGCAUGGCAAGCAUGGCGGCAGGCAUGGCAAGCAUGGCGGCGGGCAUGGCGGGCACGGCCGUGGGCGUGGUGGACAUGGACAUGGACAUGGACAUUGUUGAAUACAGGCAGCAGACACACGGACCACCAUAUACGUCAAACUCCUUAUGCCAUUGUGCAAAUUAAAUGAGAUGAAACGCUGUAUGUCUACACUUAUAUGAAAUAAAACAUUCUGGAAACUUAAA